AUGCAGAUCAUGGCCACGCACUGGAACUCUGAGAUGCUGCUGGGAUGCUCCACACUCUUCCUUCUGCUCCUGGGAGGGGCCCGAGCCUGUGGCUGGGUAGCAGUGGACUCACCCACCAUUCUCUUGGGAUCUACAGUCACGGCCUCUUGCACCAUCCAAAGCAACCGCUGCAGUGGCUUGGACGGUGAGGAAAUCCAGAUCACGUGGAGACUCGACAGCGAGUCCAUGUCAGGGAGCCAGCACAAGAGCGUUGAAGGAGCAGAAGUUUCCAAUCUCACCAUCAGCCAUUUCAACCGAACCAGGGCCAAGCUGUGGUGCUAUGUGGUGUGGAACGGCACCCCGCAGCGGAUAGGCAUGGCGGAGAUCCACGCAGGCUAUCCACCAUCGAAGCCUGAGAAUCUAACCUGUAUGAUGAACCUCAGUAAGAACACCCUGACGUGCCGCUGGGACCCCGGGCUGGACGGACACCUCCCAGCCAGAGUGACUCUGAAAAGCUCCAAGAGCAGAGGCCAGUGUGAAGUUUCCCAGGAGGCGAUCCCAGACUGUAUCCCACAAGGCGGCCAGAACUACUGCACCAUUCCUCGCAGGUCUCUCCAGCUGUACCAGAAAAUGGACAUCUGGGUGUCAGUCCAGAAUGCCCUGGGCACAGCUGAGUCUGAGCAUCUGUGCAUCGACCCCAUGGAUGUAGCCAAACUGGAUCCCCCUGUCCUAAAGAGCAUCCAGUCAGUCCCUUUCCAGACUGACUGCGUCUCCGUGGCCUGGGAAGUGGCUCCCACCAGCUCCCACAUAGAGCAGCAGUGUGAGCUCCGCUACAGGACCCAUGAGGACCCUGGAUGGACUCUGGUCCCCAACAUUGUCAGCCCCAACCUGAAGACUCAUCACUGCGGCUUCCUGUUUGGGACGGAUUAUCGCUUCCAGAUGCGCUGCAGGCGGGUCACAGCGAUGGGCUACUGGAGCGAGUGGAGCCCAGGGUGGAAUUUCAUCACCCACGAGAAAGCUCCUGCAGGGAAGCUGGACGUGUGGUGGACGAUGACGCCCGUGGACUCUGGGAAGAGAGCGGAGGUUCAGCUGCUGUGGAAGGCUCUGAAGCGGAACGAGAGGAAUGGCAGAAUCCUGGGGUACUGGGUCUCCCUGAAUCCCAGACGGAGAAAUGUGGAGCUCACAGCUGUCUGCAACACGACAGAGAGGCAGUGCCGUUUCUCUGUGCUGGCUGGGGUCAGGAGAGUUUAUCUCGCAGCCUAUAACUCGGCAGGCGAGUCUGCAGCAACAGAAGUUCUCUUCCUUGAGAAGAAAGGUCAGCCCCUGGCCAGGAUCCACACUUCCCCCUGUGAUGAGCACAGCCUCUGGGUGCACUGGGAGGCGCCCAGAGCCGCAGCCACUGGGUACAUACUUGAGUGGCGCCAAAUAUCCUUGCCGGGGCCAGCCAGCCGCAAUGGGAGCUGGCAGGUGGAGCGGAACAGGAGUGCCACCAAGGCACUAAUCCAAGAAAAUAUUGAGCCUUUCCAGCUGUACAAUAUCUCCGUGUACCCCUUGUAUGCGGACACGGUGGGGCUGCCCCUGCACACAGCAGCCUAUUCAAAAGAGAAGGCUCCAUCGCGUGCCCCUAAAUUCCGCCUCAAGAGCGUCAGCAAGUCCCAUGCCGAGCUCAGCUGGGACCCAGUCCCCAUUGAGAUGCAGAACGGCUUCAUCACGAACUACACCAUCUUCUGGGCCAGCACCGCCGGCGAUGAGCUCCGUGCCGUUGUGAACACCUCCUUCACCACCUUCACCAUCAGGGGCCUGCUGCCGUCAACGAUGUACAAAGUGCACAUAAUGGCGUCCACAGCAGCCGGCAGCACCAACAGCACAACCCUGACGCUGGUGACCCCGGCGCUGGAUGGGAAAGAAAUCCAGUAUCUCCUCCUGUUCUUUGGCUUCUUGUGUGUCUUGCUCGUCGUAUUCAUCGUCUGCUUCCUGAAGAAUCGGAGGAUGAAGAAUCAGUUCUGGCCCAGCGUCCCGGACCCAGCUAACAGCAGCCUGGGCAAGUGGGUGCCAGCCGACCUACAGCAGGAGACUCUCCAGACAGCCAGUGCGAGGGAGCCUGGCCUGGUGACCAUUUCUGACAUCACAGUGCUGGAAAAAGGAGCCGAGAAGAAAGCACCGUUCUGGGGGAAGAAGGACCCUGUCCCAGCAACUGCUGGCAGCUUCCCGACCCUCCCCAAAUCCUACAUCCACCCCAGCAGCUCCGGCCUGCCGAGUGGCAGCAGAGCUCCGGGAGAGGCGAGGCCGGGCUCCUACGUCAACGGUGCUGGGGCCGUCCAGUACGCCAAGGUAGUUGCAGAAGGCUACAGGGGCCAGCAGCAGCGCGUCCCAUCUCCCCUCUACAUCCGGUCCGACUCCACUCAGCCCCUGUUGAGCGAGUCGACGCCCAGCCCCAAGCCUUAUGAGAACCUGUGGUUCCACGGGGCCCCACAGGCGGGGCUGCACUGCCAGAGUUCCCAGGGGGAUGAGGCCUUCCUGGAGGAGCCGCUGAUCGACUUCCCCCUGCUGCAGGGUCUGAAAAUCGAGGGGGCCGAGGACCUGCAUGACUUCCAGAGAUUCUAG
This is a messenger RNA of Terrapene triunguis (Three-toed box turtle), 2583 nucleotides long. It is a transcript of the gene CSF3R, whose product is annotated as colony stimulating factor 3 receptor. The transcript is spliced from 15 exons. Lineage: Eukaryota; Metazoa; Chordata; Testudines; Emydidae. Gene Ontology annotation, biological process: cytokine-mediated signaling pathway. Gene Ontology annotation, molecular function: cytokine receptor activity; granulocyte colony-stimulating factor binding. The coding region runs from base 1 to 2583 and encodes 860 amino acids. Gene Ontology annotation, cellular component: membrane; external side of plasma membrane; signaling receptor complex. The record is from RefSeq and is a predicted model, not a curated record.